This is a messenger RNA of Raphanus sativus (radish), 1011 nucleotides long. Its product is annotated as transcription factor bHLH149. Lineage: Eukaryota; Viridiplantae; Streptophyta; Magnoliopsida; Brassicales; Brassicaceae. Gene Ontology annotation, molecular function: protein dimerization activity. Gene Ontology annotation, biological process: regulation of DNA-templated transcription. The record is from RefSeq and is a predicted model, not a curated record. The coding region runs from base 165 to 824 and encodes 219 amino acids. The transcript has a single exon.
GUUUCUAUAGAGUCACAUUCUAACACGAGAGAGAGAAAGAGAGAGACAGAACCCCGUAGAUUCUCUGAAGCUCCUCUUCUUGUUUACGAGUUAGUGAGGAACACGAAAAAGAUUGUCGUGGUACAUACACUUCUCUUAAAAACUCUCUGUUUCGAUCAGAUUUGAUGGUGGAUUCUCUGUUUCCGAGCAUCAUUGAACCCACAGGUGAUGACAACACGUCUCCGGAGUCGAGACGUAAGCGGCGGAGGAUAUCAGAGACGGCGAAGGAGGCGGAGUCGUCGUCAUCAAAGGCCCAGCGGAUCAGCGAAGAGAGCUCCAAGAGAUGGAGAACCAGCCGCGUCCAGCAGAUCUACGCCUCCAAGCUCGUCGAGGCUCUCCGCCGAGCUCGCCAGAGAUCAACCGACGCCGGCAAAAUCACCACCACCUCCGCCGCGGCGCGGGAGAUACGCGACACGGCGGACCGAGUUCUCGCCGCGUCGGCUCGCGGCGCGAGCAGAUGGAGCAGGUCGAUCCUAGCGAGGAGGAGUCGCGUCCCAGCGAUGAGCAUGAAGAAACAUAGGAAGGCGAAGUCAGCCGGAGGUCGCAAACCGAGGAAAGACGCGGCGGCGGCGGCGGAGAGGAAGCGGAAUAAACUUCCGGCGGUUGAGAGAAAGCUGAAGAUUCUCGGGAGUUUGGUUCCCGGUUGCCGUAAAGUUACCGUGCCGAAUCUUUUAGACGAAGUGACCGAUUACAUCUCGGCUCUAGAGAUGCAGGUCAGAGCCAUGGAGUCUCUCGCGGAACUCUUAGCAGCCGCCGCGCCGCGGAUGGCGUUGACCCGACCGUAACGGCGGCAGUUAGUUUGUCAGUUGUUUAAACUAGUUUUUUUUACCUUUUUACCCUUUUGUUUGGCUCAAGUUUUUUUUUAUUUGUUCAUCUACGCGAUUUUCUGUUUUUAUAAUUUCUAUGUAUUUUUAUUUCUGUACAUUGUACAUUACUUUGUUUAGUUGUCUGAAUCCAUUUUGAUCUUCUUAA